AAACAUAACCUCUAAAUGUCUGAGACAAUGUCUUCGUGUAAUGAAAGUGCAUUUAUAGGCUCGAAAGAUGAAUAUUUCAAUGAGACUUUUGAUGGAAGUAUAGAUUAUCGUAAAUUACAUCUACAAAAUGAAAAUUAUCGCCAAGAAUUGCACGAGUUGCAUCUAAAACUUGUCCAUAAUGAAGCUAUGCAAAGGGAACUUCAAGAAGUUAAUGAAUCAUUGGAACAAUUGUUAAUAAAGGAAAAAGAGAAAGCAGAAAAAAAACUUCACGAAAUUCAAGAAAAAAACCGGGAAACUACAGAAGCAUAUGAAAAUCAACUUAGUGAUCUAGGAGUAAUAUUAGAAAAUAAAGAAAAAAGAAAUAAGGAAUUAUAUGAUUCAUUACAUCAAUUGAAAGUUAAAGCAUCACAAAAUAAUUUAUAUAAAAUCGAUGAUAUUGAAGAAAAAUUAACACCAUUAAAGGAGCAGGUCCAAGAACUUUUAAUCAAUUUAGAAGAUGAAAAACAAAAGAAAGAAAAUGCUGAAGAAACUAUUAAAGAUCUUAAAAAUCAACUUUUUGAACUUCAAGAAAUUUUGGAAGUAACUAAAAAUAAUUUGAAAGAAAGAAAUGAAGUAUUAGAAAGUACUCGUGAAGAAUUAGUUAUUUGUCGAUCAGAGAUAGAAACAUUGAAAAUUGUUCCUGCUAAUGAAUCAUGCAAAGGUAAUUCUUUGUUUGCUGAAGUUGAGGAUCGACGUCAACUUGCAGUAAAUAAAGUAACCAUUUUAAAAAAGAAAUAUGAUGAAUUAAAACAAGCAUAUGAUAUAAAAGCUGAAGAAGUUAGAACUCUUAAAACAGAAAAAGCAUCAAUAUUAAGAAAAUGGAAUGAAUGUGUAAAUAUAUUUUCAGAAGAUAAUGAAUUAAUAAAUAAAUAUAAAAACAGAAUUCGUGAUUUGGAAAAAAAAUUAUUAGAAGUUCAACAAACUAAUACCGAGACAAAAACAAUCGAUAAUUCCUUUAGCUACUUGGAGUCAUUAUUAGCAGAGAAAAAAAAAGAAAUACAAGAAUUACAUCAGAGGAUUGAACGUGAUUCUGUUGAUAUGUUACUUCAAACCGAAAUAAAACAUAAAAUAACUAAACAACUUCAAUACUGGCAAUAUAAAACUAUGUAUAUGGAAGCACAAUUAUCAGCAAUUAAAAGUCAGUUAGAAUUGGAAAAUGCAAAUUCAUCAGACUAUAAAUUAUUUUUUGAAGCGAUAGAACAACAUAGGACCAUUUAUAAAGAAUUUCCUGAUAAAGAAGAAAUUAUAUUAGAAAGUGAUACAAAAAAUAUUGAAAAAGUUUCAUCAGAAUUAGCAACAUUGCAAAAUGCCUUACCGAUUAAUUAUCACAAGUUUAAGAACAUACCACAAACAACUGAUAAUAUAGAUACUAUAUAUAAGUCAGAUCUAUUAAUAAAUAAGUCAUAUAAAGCAGAUAUUGGAAAAAACUGUGUUGAUCAUGAUAAUAAUGGUCAAUUGAAAUUUAAAGAUAAAAAAUUGGAAGAAAAUGCGAACGUAAUACAACGCAAAAUAAUAGAGAACAAUACAGCACUGAGCCUUAAAACGACUCAUAUUGAAACAACAAAUUUAAGUUUAAUUGGGGAAACACAAAAACUGCAGAAAAUGGUACAAUUUGCUGAAGAUACAAAAAAUUCGUUAAGUGACAAUUCCAUGAUAAAAAAGAAACAAAAUGAUGAAAAAAAGAAAAUUACAAAACAAUACAAAACCAUAUAUAUUUCAUCUGAAUCAUCUAAAUAAAAGACUAAAAGUAUUAUGACGAUGAAUGAAAAAUUGUUAAUGUAUAUGUAAUUUUGCUCUAUAAUUGCA
Vespula vulgaris is the source of this 1845-nucleotide messenger RNA. It is a transcript of the gene Spindly, whose product is annotated as protein Spindly-like. Lineage: Eukaryota; Metazoa; Arthropoda; Insecta; Hymenoptera; Vespidae. The transcript is spliced from 6 exons. The record is from RefSeq and is a predicted model, not a curated record. The coding region runs from base 16 to 1776 and encodes 586 amino acids.